Molecule: messenger RNA, 1191 nt
Organism: Rhea pennata
Lineage: Eukaryota; Metazoa; Chordata; Aves; Rheiformes; Rheidae
Gene: NAT9
Product: N-acetyltransferase 9 (putative)
Exons: 7
Coding region: 127-756 (209 amino acids)
Molecular function (GO): N-acetyltransferase activity
Source: RefSeq, a predicted model, not a curated record
AUGCGCAGCAGGGCUGUGGGUGGGGUAGACCUGGCCGCCGCAGGGCUCUAGGUCAUGCUGCCCCAUCCCCUUGACCUCACUGCAGGCGCCGAGUGAUGUGUCAGGUCUCUCCUGCAGAGCAGGGCCAUGAAGAUCAACCAGAACACAGUGCUGCAAGGAAAGAGGGUGACUCUGGUGCCGUACACUUCCGCACAUGUGCCCCGGUACCACGAGUGGAUGAAAUCGGAGGAGCUGCAGCGCCUGACAGCGUCUGAACCAUUGAGCCUAGAGCAGGAGUAUGAGAUGCAGCGCAGCUGGCGGGAGGACACAGAUAAGUGCACAUUCAUUGUGCUGGACACGGAGCGGUGGUCGGGGCAGGCAUGUGCGGAUGAGGACUGCAUGGUGGGGGAUGUGAAUUUGUUCCUCACCGACUUUGAGGAUCCAACUUUGGGCGAGAUUGAAAUUAUGAUUGCAGAGCCCAGCUACCGUGGCAGAGGAUUUGGCAAGGAGGCAACUCUGAUGAUGAUGUCCUAUGGAGUGACAAACCUGGGGAUCACCAAAUUUGAGGCAAAGGUUGGCCAGGAGAAUGAAGCCAGUAUCUGCAUGUUCAAGAAGCUUCAUUUCAAGGAGGUAGCUGAGAACAGUGUCUUCCAAGAGGUGACCUUGAGGCUGGAUGUGAGUGACCAAGAGAAAUGUUGGCUCCUGGAACAGACAAACCAUGUGAAAGAGAAAAGCUAUACUGAACUGAAGCUACCAGCUGUAGUGCUAGAAACCUGAUGGAUACAUCCAGAGGCAGGCCUGGUUUGCUGGGAGGAAGAGCUGCAAGGUCUGAGCAUGAAAGAUACCAAUAGGCCAGCAUUGCACUUGACUGUUUCCAUCUCUCUAGCUGGUUACUUUGUGAUCUUGUCAACUUUGCACUUUGUUGCAACAGCCAGAAACACUGCCUUAAAUUUGGACUGCAAGAACAGCCACUGAUUCACAGGCUUGACAAGGAACAGACCUUUCGAACCUCAAAAUACCUGACUGUGCCAGCAGAACCUACAAACACCAGCAGUGAAUUGAUUCCUAAUGCAGCGAGUCUCUGGACAAGCAGUACUCUGCGUUUCUACUCACCCUGUCCUUAGAGCAGAAUUCAGCAGUUCAUAGAGGGAAUCUAAAUGUUCUGGUAGCUCAGCUUGUUUUCUGUUGAAUAAAAACCUGACAAAAAUCUGA